Molecule: messenger RNA, 16715 nt
Organism: Podarcis lilfordi (Lilford's wall lizard)
Lineage: Eukaryota; Metazoa; Chordata; Lepidosauria; Squamata; Lacertidae
Source: the annotation of a GenBank genome assembly
AUGCCCUUCACAAGACGCAGGGCUUCCUUUCUGGGGCAGCAGCCCUCUACGUCUGCAGCGGAGAGCGCGGGCACCGCCAGCCGUAGGGUUAGCAUCGGUGGGGCAGGCAGCCUGUCCAGGCCGUCGGGGGUUUAUGUGGGAAUUGUGCCAACAGGAGGUGUCAGCAGCCUGGGCACCCGGGUGUCCCGCAGAGCUCUGGGUAUAAGCAGCGUCUUCUUACAAGGCCUCCGUAGCUCUUGCUCUACUGUCCCAUUGCCCCAGGGGCUGGAAAGAGGACGGGGCCUAUCUUACGAGAGCCUGAAUGGGUGCCUGGUGGACUACAUUGAAAAGGUGAGAGCUUUAGAGCAGGUCAACCAGGAGCUCGAAGACCGCAUCCGUGUUUACCUGAACAAGAAAUCUUCCAGCGCCAACAACUGGGGAGCCCUGAGAGAGAGCUGGGAGACCAUCUACCACCAAGUGAGUAUGAAAACUGGCAAGAAAGACAAAGACGAACGAAUCGUUAACCAGAACAAAGAGUUUCUGAUGCCAAUGAUAAGAACGCAGCCUCGUGCUAGGGUAGAGCUACCCUGCCUAGCACAUUUUAAUUUUUAUCUUCAUGGUAAUUAACAUCAUUUCACUGUGUGUGUCUGUGUGUGUGUGUGUGUGUGUGUGUGUGUAGGGAAUGCAUUAUGUAUGGGAAUUGCCCUGAGGAGGUUCAUCCACAAGAGGGGAAUAAUGGAAAGCUCUCUCUCCCCUCUUUGGCGUAGUCAGCCAAUUCUCAGAGCAGUCGUUACAUUUAUGAGCAAAACUAUGAAAGAAACGCUGCCAAAACAGCGAGUUUAUCCUCUUGGUGUUAUCUCAUUGCCAGCUUGAUGCUGUUUGUAACGAGGAAAUACCAUCUGAGUGGUAUUUGCUGCUUUCAUUCAUCUUAUUUUCCAAAAGCAAAGUCGAUUUUAUUUUAUUUUAUGGCAAGGCGUUUCUUCCACCCCUUACGCAACGUUUAGCAUGGAGGGGAACUUUUCAGUCAAGGUCUUUGCAAACAAAGAAAGACGUUUUUUCAUCUAAAAUUUGUGGACAUUUUUACCCAUUUUAUAAAACUGCCUUUUAAAAAAAACUCCCAACACAACCCAAAUAUCUUAUGAAAUUAAAGCAUGAUCAUACAUAGUGCAAGAGGCACAAGGGCAAAAUAAAUAAAAAAUUAUGACCCUACAAACACUAGGAAGGCACGCCUAUAUUGAAUUAGCAUUGCUGCAGCACUAUGAUCACCUUGUAGAUCUUGCGAAACUACUGAAGUCCUGGAUGCCUCUACUCCAGUGGUUUUCAACAAGUGUGCCAUGGCAUCCUGAGGUGCCUUGAAUGAUAGGGGUGCCGUGGGCAACACUGGCCUCUGCCCCUCCUUCCUUCCCUCCCUUCCUCUGAUGCCCUCUUACAUCUCUGCCUCCCAAAGGCUUGCACAGCUGUUUGUUGCAGCAGCCCUGGCUACAAGCUCCCCAGGCGAAUGGUGCCUCUGGGUCUGGCCAGGGGGUGCUUCCCAGGCCCCUGUGGGCGAGUGUGAGCAGGCCCAUCUCUUUGGGGCGGGGAGGCAGCUCAGAGACCAGGGGACUCCCAAGGAGAAGGGAGAAGAGAGGAGGCUGAGGGAACACUCCACAAGGAAGGGUGUUCAAAAAGGGGUGAGGGGCUGCCAGCUCUGCAGGCAAGGGGUGACACAACUGGGCUCCUGAGCCCCACAGGGGUGCCGCAGAAAGAAUGCAGUUGGUCAAGGGAGCCAUGGACUCAAAAAGGUUGAAAACUUCUGCUCUACUCUAAUACAAUUUCUUGGGAAUGUUUUGGUGAACAGGCUAAGGGGUCAGAGAAACAGACCUUUUAGGGCCCAUGGACACAUUUGGAAUGUGCACCACAACCUCCGGUCACUUCUUUCCACUCCACUCCACCCCCACGAGACAAAAAUAGGAAAGUCCUCAAUUAUUCUGGAUUAAUUAAACUGGGACUAAGAGCACCACUUUCCAUGCAAGCAGUAAAAUACUUGAAUCAUAACUCUGCAUUUAGCCUGCAUUUAGCCUAUACACGCUAAACUAACCCAAGAAUAAAUCUAAUUGAACUCGCUUCUGAAUAGACUUCCAUAGCAUCUCACUGUCAGGUGCAUUUCCUAGAUGAUUUGAUGUCAAUUAUCUGUAAACUAUGUUAAAUCAUUGUACACUCAUCUUCUCAACACAGUCCUGUUCGUAUAUAAAAUGUUAAUGUUCAUUAUUAUUGCUAUUAUUAUAAAAGGCUUCAGCCCUAUAAGCAAUCCUGUAAACUGCCCUGAGAUGUGCAGGUAUAGGGCAGUAUAUAAAUUAAUAAUAAUAAUAAUAUGGGGAGGGAGGUAAGAGUGCUUUGUACUGUAAAUGGGCUGCAUAGAUAUCACAAAUGGGUUAUUACGGCAAUGCUUUUUAAAUUUUACAUGAUUUUCCACAGAAAGGGGUAAAUUUAGAUUCAAUUGGAAGGCGGGGUGGGGGUGGGGAAUAAGGGCUGGCGUUUUGUUGCCAACGAUGUUGUGCAUUCUGAAUGCAAAAGGAAUACCCAUGCCACAAAAAGAGGAUGACUGAUGAAGAGGAAGGUGGCUGUUACUGCAUCCCCCUGAACCUCAGACAGACUGAGGUUGGUGAGGGAGUGCCCGAUUCACCCUAAUGAACCAGUCUCUGCUGUGCACCACUGUGCCCCAAUGCAGAGUUACAGCAACAUUACUGGCCCUGAGAGGUGGGUGCCUGUUGUGUCUCUGCCUGAGUCACUGCUCUGGGUCCACCGCCUUGCAAUAUGCCCGGACAGAAAUGAAGUUCUGUAAAAUCCUCAGAGGCUGUGAUUGCUGUCUUUACAUAUUCUGAAAACAUUCUGAGUGAAGCCUCUCUGCUUCCAGAAGUUGUGGGAUGGAGUGAGGGAGAAACUGUUCUAGAGGCACACAUUACCAGUCAAGUAAGGCUGAUUUACAAGCCUUAUUGCAGCAUAUGCUGCACUCAAAGGGACUCGAGGUAUAAAUAAGUGCAUGAACACUCCUAACAACAUUGCACAGCAGUCAAGUUCAACUAAAAAGAGCAGCUAUUCAAACAAAGCUAACAAAAUCACAGAACAAACUGUUUCAACAAUCAGUACAACCAUACUAAAUUCCUGACAAUUCAUUUUAUUAGUACAAACAGCACUAUAAUGAAGUAUUAAAUAGCAAACCACAAUUUGUUGAUUUUAAGCUAGUCAAAAUCACCAGCAGAACUCGGUGUAAAUAGUAGCUAUCACAAAUAAAUUAAAGUGCCAAUGGAACAGGUACAUGAAAAGAGACAGGCAUAACAGUCAGGUUGUGUAUAUAUUGUAUAUAUUAUUUUCUAAUAAAGCAAUUCAACAAAUCAGUUAAGUUUGGAGGCUUUCUUCCUGCAGGGACAAGGGGGCAGGCGGCUUUCUUCUUUAAAGGGUAUUCUGUAAAAUGAACCUGUAGCCCUCCAGAUGUUGCAACUCCCAUCAUCAAAUAGGGAAGCUUUUUAAGGUUUAAUUGUUUAUUAUGUUUUUAUAUAAGGGACGAGGGUGGCGCUGUGGGUUAAACCAGAGAGCCUAGGGCUUGCCGAUCAGAAGGUUGGCGCUUCGAAUCCCCGCGACAGGGUGAGCUCCCGUUGCUCGGUCCCUGCUCCUGCCAACCUAGCAGUUCGAAAGCACGUCAAAGUGCAAGUAGAUAAAUAGGGAUCGCACCUGUGUUUCUGUGCACUGCUCUGGUUCGCCAGAAGCGGCUUAGUCAUGCUGGCUACAUGACCCAGAAGCUGUACACCGGCUCCCUUGGCCAGUAAAGCGAGAUCAGCGCUGCAACCCCAGAGUCGUCCACAACUAGUACAAAUAAUAUCAUCAUCAUCAUCAUCACCACCAUUAUUAAUGACCAUUGGCCAUCCUGGCUGGGGCUGCUGGAACAUCAUCUGCAGGGCCACAGGUUCCCCAUCACUCCGUUAGGUUAAUAGGCAGAAUUUGCACCAGGUUUUACAGGCAGAUAAAGGACGUGGGUGGCGCUGUGGGUUAAACCACAGAGCCUAGGACUUGCCGAUCAGAAGGUCGGCGGUUCAAAUCCCCGCAAUGGGGUGAGCUCCCGUUGCUCGGUCCCUGCUCCUGCCAACCUAGCAGUUCGAAAGCACGUCAGAGUGCAAGUAGAUAAAUAGGUACCGCUCUGGCGGGAAGGUAAACGGCGUUUCCGUGCGCUGCUCUGUUUCGCCAGAAGCGGCUUAGUCAUGCUGGCCACAUGACCCGGAAGCUGUACGCCGGCUCCCUUGGCCAAUAAAGCGAGAUGAGCACCGCAACCCCAGAGUCGGCCACGACUGGACCUAAUGGUUAGGGGUCCCUUUACCUUUACCUUUACCUUUACCUUUACCUUUACAGGCAGAAACCACUAGGUUUUGUCCCAAACCAGGCCACAUUCACACCAUACAUUUAAAGCGUGAUACCACUUUAAGCAGACAUGGGUUCCCCCAAAGAAUCCUGGGAGCUGCAGUUUUUUAAGGGAGCAGAGACCCCUAUUCACCUCUACAAAUCUCCAAAGUUCCCUGUGAAGAGGGAUGGUUAAACCACUCUAGGAACUGUAGCUCAGGGAGGAGAAUAUGGGCUGCCUAACAACCUCCAGCACCCUCGACAAACUCUUAAUGACACCUCCCAGAAUUCUCUGGGGGAAGCCAUGAUUAAGGCGGCAUCAUAAUGCUUUAAAUGUAUGGUGUGGAUGUGUCCCCAAGCAACCUCCUAAGUCCAUGCAGACAAAGGAAAUUGGCAAUCUUAGCCGUGCAGAAGGCCAAAUCUGCAUGCAGGAAACGGCAUGAAUCCUGUGAGCAAAUGGUUUGCAGUUGCUGAAAACUUGUAGGGCUAUUCCACCAUAGUUAGAUGCUGUGGGAAGCUGCUACAAAUCUCGUGUGUGUGUGUGUGUGUGUGUGUGUGUGUGUAUGCACGCAUGCAAGAGAGAGAGAGAGAGAGAGAGAGAAUUGGCCCAUGAGAUUUGAAUUCUGGUUGCAUUAUUAAACAGUCCAAAGAGAGCUUUUUGAUAAAAAAUAUUCCCAAGAGUCAGCAGGACAGCUGUGUACAGUCAGUGCAGCAAAUUAAAAGAUGGCACUUCUCUCUGAACCUGAGAACAAGGUGUUACAAAUUGCAGCCUUCCUUCUAGUUUAGAAGUAAGAAAGUGAGAAAAAUAAUUAACGAAAAUCUCCAUCUAAUUCCAGUCCCCCCCUCCCAAGAGAGGUUUACUGCUGAAGCAGUUAGUAUUACACAGGGGAAAUGUAAGUUUUAUUUUUGUUAGCCGUAAAGUGUGAAAAUGCAUAUUUUUAAUUCCCUUUUAAAAAAUCCUGACAUAGUUUACUGCAGUCAUAUUUCCAAACCCUGGGGAUCCCAGGUGGGAAGACUGAAUUUAAAAUAAGGCUGCAGGAUUUGAUAGAUGAAAAUGUUCUAAAGGACACAAAUUGUUUGGGCAGCAGGAUAAAUUUUAUUUUAACUACAGUUUUCGAUGCAAAUACUUAUAAAAAUUGCAGAUGGCAAGCACCACAUUGUCAGGGCAAUGCUAAAAGGAAGGGGAAAGGAUAAUAUGAGGCAGUGGAACCACCAAAUUCAAAAUCCUGCCUGCUCUAGAUCCAGUCAGGCUGAAAGACCAGUGGUGACUGGAGAAAAUAACUACACUAGCUCCAGGCUGGUGCAAUUUCCCCCACUAUUAUGGGGACUUGGGGGGGGGGGAGCUUUGGAUGUUGCAGAAUCAUAGAAGCAUAGAAUUGUGAAGUUAGAAGGGACCAUGAGAAGCAUCUAUCUGGAAUUCCUCUUUUUUGUAUUACUGCUGUUGGAGCACUAACGGCAGAGCAGAACAAACUUCUUAAUGCAAUUUUGCCUAAUAGACUCUAUUUUACAAAACAAUCCCUGCUAAUAUAAUGUAUAAUUCCAUGUUAUUUUCACUAUUAUUUCACUUUUAUUAUUUUACUAUUAUGUGCAUUUUUAGGCACACUUCACACUGGUAUAUGUCUUUUUGUACACAUUACUUGGCUGGAGAACUGCAUUGCAAAAUUCAGAGAAAAUUUUGCAGGAUGGUUGUUUCAGUUUGCAUAUUGUUUCUGAAACUGAGAACUAGGUAGGUUUGCCUUUAAAUGCAAAUAAUCAAAAUUCUUACCCAUACCUAUCAAUAGUAAAAAGUAAUAAUUCCUACACCAUGCCAUUCCACUGCCCUCCCCAAAUGUUAUCACUCCAACUAGUACCAUGUUAGAGGAAGAAAAACUGCAACACACUGGCCAUCUGCCCUUUAUACUCUCAAGAUGGUACCCACGGCAUUCCUAUAUGCAAAUUUAUUCACAGUAUAUUGUAAUAAAUAUAUGAUACCCUCCCUUUAAGCCUUUGCUCCCCUAGCCACGUACAAGUAGAAACAAUGCCAGCGAAUACCGGUAAUCAUUAACAUAUUUCAGUUCACAAGCUUAUCAUUCUAGCCAAAGGCCAUGACAAACUUGAAUUAAGCAAUAGUAUUAAUAAAAUUGUACAGAACAUACAUCCAUAAUAUAAUAAUCCAUAAUAUUAAAAAAACUUUGCCAAGUUUCUAAGCAUUAAAAUAGUUUCCCUUGUGAAUCUAGAAUCCAAUUUGCCAACAACCAGGAUAUAAGAGAGAGAAGUUACCAAAGACACUAACAAACUCAAAUCCAGCUUGAUUUCAGAUUAAACCUCCAAAUCACAACAAUUUAUAGCAAUUUUAUCCAGCUCCAGGUUGUUUUAAGUUACUCCUUCUGGCAACUGUGUCAUGCAGCAAGACACUUUCCCCAAUAGCUCACCAUGAUAAUCCAAUGAUUUUUUUCCUACACUGCCACAGCUCUUUCACAAGACUACCAUGAAGCCACUGGUUAGCACAUAUCAACCAACAAGAAAUCUACUGAGUAUUAACACCAAGGUGUCCAGUGCUGAUUAAAUUGUCUGGUCCAAUGAAGGACCCGGUUCCGGAUACAGAUUGUAUUUGUUAUUUAUAUUUGACUGCUUCAACUGUUCUAGGUCGGCGAUGCAGUCAUGGAAAACGCCCGGCUUAUGUUACAGACAGAAAAUAUUCAAGCCUGUGCCGAAGAUGUUAAGGACAGGUAAUCUCUCGUAGGUCAAUUUUCUCUUCCUCUAUUGAUAUGAGAGAGAAGAGGGGGAAAGAUUCAGACUGGGAAUAAUAGUAGAGGGGUUAAUCCUAAUGAAAGGAAUCAAUUCAUAGGCCAUCUAUCAGUGGGACAGAGCUUUUGACUGUGGUACAUUGGUAAUAUUAUCAUAAUCAUCAUUACUUGCUCUCCACCAGCCGUUACAACAAUUUAAGAUUAAGUACUAAGAACAGUGAAAACUGAUUACAGUCACAAGAAUAGGAUAGUCCCUCAAAACACACAUCUCAGAUGACAAAGGCCAGGGUAGAGAGAGAUGUCUUCAGCAUUUGCCAAAAGCUAUACAGUGGUGCCUCGCAAGACGAAAUUAAUCCGUUCCGCGAGUCUCUUCGUCUUGCGGUUUUUUCGUCUUGCGAAGCACGGCUAUUAGCGGCUUAGCAGCUUAGCGGCUAUUAACGGCUUAGUGGCUAUUAACGGCUUAGCGGCUUUAAGAAAAAGGAAACAAACUCGCAAGAACUCGCAAGACGUUUCGUCUUGCGAAGCAAGCCCAUAGGGAAAUUCGUCUUGCGGAACGACUCAAAAAACGCAAAACCCUUUCGUCUAGCGAGUUUUUCGUCUUGCAAGUUUUUCGUCUUGCGGGGCACCACUGUACACUCAAACCUCAGUUCCCGAAUGCCUCCGUUAUCGUACAUUUCAGCUCCCGAAUGCUGAAAACCCGGAAGUAAAUGCUUUUCAAACGUUUUUCGGAACCCGAACAUCCGAUGCAGCUUCCGCUUGAGUGCAAGAAGCUCUUGCAACCAAUCAGAAGCCAUGCCUCGGUUGUCAAACGUUUCAGAAGUCGAACGGUCUUCCGGAACGGAUUACGUUCCACAACCGAGGUUUGACUGUAUAGCGAAUGAACCAGAUAUGCCUCUGUAAGGAGGGUGUUUCAAAACUUUGUGUUUGCGUCAGAGGAUUUGCCCUCUUCCCAGGCUGCCACCCCCCAGACACCCAUCACCACUGGAUAUGCCAGGUGGGGAGGGUGGGAGUUGGAGUCUAGUAACAUCUGAAAGGUGACAGGUUUCCUAUCCCUGUAACAAACGCAUCUGCCAGAAGACUGAGCUCUGGGCUGCAGUGUCCCAACGUCCUGUCCAUUUCUUCUGCAGGUAUGAAAAUGAGCAACCGUUCCGAAAGGCAGUGGAAGAUGAAAUUAAUUCUCUCUAUAAAGUGAUUGAUGAUGCUAAUUUGACCAAGGUGGAUCUGGAGAGCCAGAUCGAAAACAUGAAAGAAGAAUUAACUUUACUGUCAAAGAAUCAUGAAGAGGUAAGUUGGAGCUGAGAACAGCACAUGGCUAGAAUAUAUCUUUUUAGGCGACUCACUGGCAUCUAUCCAAACAAAGGCUAACUUCUGCCAAAAAUAGUGUUUAUUGUUGAACUUUGCGAUUAAUGUCACAGUGCAGGGCUCUUAAUUGGUGGGUUUUGUAUUUGUUUUUUGCAUAAGCUUAACUUAAUGCCUUUAUCUCAAAACAAUAAGCAGGCUCUGACAUACUUUGCCAUUUUUACUUCUGUGUGACACAGUGCCAUUUAAACAUACGUGAAAGUCCACAUUCAUAUAACCUUAUAGACAAACAUCUGGGAAAAAACCACUUCAGCUACAUUCGGGGUAUGAAGCCUCUGCUCUCCCCAAGGGGUUAAGCUUUUUGUGCACUGAUAAGCUUAACUUUUACAUGCUGCCUUGGAAACACCUUGAUCGUGGGGUGCUCUCUCUACAGAAAUGUAGGUUUUUAUGUAUGCAAGGUUGCCUCUUGUUCAUAAAACCAUAGGGGCUAAUAACAGCCCUGUAAAUUUCCCCACAAUAGUUAUUAGUCUGAACUUUAUUUUUUUACUACUAUUCCAGGGGGCUAGUACCCUGUGCUUCUGUAUGGGUAUGCUUCUCCAUGGCCAGCAUAGAAACCCAGACUACUAGCUUCUUGUUUAAACAAAAAAAAAAAUUAAAAAGCCUUCUACUAAGCAGACUGGAAACAGAAGGAAUGGAUCCUGCAAAGAAUUCUUUAUCUCCUAUUCAUACCAGCUGAAAUAUCUAAAGAAUUCUACAUAAUGCAAGGAGGCUGUGAUUUCUAGCCUGUCCUGCAUUCAUCGAAAUUACAUAAUUUCAAUGGAAGAAAAAUGUCAAGAAUGCAAAAAAUAACAUAAUUUUUAUAUAAAAAUUGUGGACUGAAAAAAUAUGGCAAUGAAUACCGCUUGUGUUUAUUUGUGUGAUUUCCAUUCCUUACCUCCAACAAACAUGCAAAUUGUGGCAAUUUCCAUUCCUGCUUCCAUUUCUGACAAUAUUCUCCAACAUCCCUACUUAUAUGUCAUCUUUCACAGCAAAACCCUCCCAAGGCAAACCACAAAAUUUGGUAAAAGCAUGAAUACAAUAUAUAAAACACACCCCAACACAACGUAGCAGCCAUGCCAGACUCCCUCAAUUUAGUAAGCCAUGACAAAGGAUACAAAAAACCCCAGUGGCAAUGGCAUGCUAAGGCUGCAAUCCUAUAUGCAAUUACCUGGAAGUAUGUCCCAAUGAACUGAAUGUGACUUCUGAUAAUAUAUGAACAGUACGGCACUGCACUUUAGAAUCUGGGGCUAUGGCAGAGCACCUAGGUAACUAUUUCAUCAUCAACACAGUCAUCAAGGUUGAUGGAAUUAAGAUGGUCCCGUGAAAUGACCCAGAUACACUAAAAAAACCAAAAACCACAGACUUCCCAUGAGAAACACUUUCUACAUCGACUAGCCAUGUCUAUCACAGGAUAGGAGGAAAAGAAUUUCAUUUCCAGCAAUUCUAAACAAAGUUCCUCCUGAAAACUGAGCUCUCUCUGUCACCAAACAGCUUUUGCUCUAGAAACAGCUAUUUGUGAACAGUAACACCAUCAGUAAUUCCAAUCAGAAUACGAGCGUUUUGUGGGAGGAAACAGAUCUGACCCAGCGGGAGAGCGCCCCCAGCAAAGUUUAAAACAAUCACAGAGUUAAGCAGUAGUACAGCGUGGGGAAUAUAGGCUGCUAGAGCCCUUUAUAUAUCCCAUUUAGUUUGCAAACAGCACUUGAUCCUAUCUCACUACCCUAUGGCAAUGAACAGACCACACACUUUAAAAGCUUUACUUACAAAAUCCAAAGGUCUGAUUCAUGCACUGUUUUACCAGCAAGGAGAACACAAAUGGAAUACUCUUGGGUACAAAAUGCAGUUUCAAGCAUGCAGUCUGAGCUUGGAGCAAGCUCAGACACAUCCUUCCUGGUCAGUUACAUGGCACGAAAAGAGUGAGGAAAGGAAGAGAAAAAGUUUCACUUCCCCUGUCACCUCUGAGUUCCUAACUGAGUUCUGUGAUCUUAACCCCUUCAUGCAUUAACUAGCCGUAUGCUUACUAGUUAUGUUUGACUGCUAUUUCCCACGUACAGUCAAACCUCGGUUGUCGAGCGUAAUCCAUUCUGGAAGACUGUUCGACUUCUGAAACGUUCGACAACCGAGGCGCAGCUUCUGACUGGUUGCAAGAGCUUCUUGCACUCAAGUGGAAGCCGCGUCAGACGUUCAGGUUCCGAAAAAUGUUUGGAAACCAAAGCAUUUACUUCCAGGUUUUCAGCGUUUGGGAACCGAAAUGUACAGUAUCGGAGGUGUUCGGGAACCAAGGUUUGACUGUACUGCAUUUACAUUUGAGUGACUAUUUGUAGAAAACAAACGAGAAAUCAAGUAAGGCUGCAGUAGCCACGAAUGAUGUCUACCCAGUUGCAUCAAUGGAAAUUGUUCCUUUUGCUAGAAUCUCAAUGGGUGCUGCCCAUUUAUUUAUGUGGGUGGUUUUCAGGAUGUCAAGAUGCUUUACAAGCAGCUUGCUGUCUCACCACUGGAAGAACUAGAUACUCCCAUUGGAACAGGCCUGGAUGACAUACUGGAAAAAAUCCGGAUUCAUUGGGAGAAAGAUAUUGAAAGGAACCGAACUGAGACUGGCGCCUUGCUCCACACCAAGGUAAGAACAAAACAAGGUAAGAGUAACUAAGACUGCAAUCUUACAUACAUUUGUCUGGGAGUAAGUCCCAUUUAUCUCAAGGGGCUUUGUGUUUCAGUAGACAUGCAUAGGCUUGCAAUAUAAAAUGAUUAGGGAGAUGGAGCACCUCUCCAAUAAAGCCAGGCUUACCAAGCAUGGAAUGCCCAUUCAUUAUGUGUGUGGGAAGCUUAAAAAUAAUACUGCCCAAAUUACUCCAUGAAAUAACGCUCCCCUCCAUUUUCUCCAAUCAGCACUGUCAACCAAGAGUAAUAUAUAUAUACCAGUAUAUGCUGUAAACGGAGGAGAAAGUGAUGGAUUUAAAAUCCCAGCAGCUUUUCUUCUGAAUUGUAUAUGAUAUAUUUGUGUAACGCAGGCAUCCCCAAACUCAGCCCCUCCAGAUGUUUUGGGACUACAAUUCCCACCAUCCCUGAUCACUGGUCCUGUUAACUAGGGAUGAUGGAAAUUGUAGUCCCAAAACACUUGGAGGGCCGAGUUAGGGAUGCCUGGUAUAACAGAACAGCAAAUAAGAAUCUGCAUUUCCCCCCCGUUCGUCACUGUUAAAUGUUGUCAGCUAGCCACAGAAACAGCACCAUCUGUACGGACACAAGAGGAGGAACUUGUUGAAUCCCUGAGGGUAGAGUUUCAUGAAACAGCUUGCAAAAUCCAAAGCCUGCAAGCAGAGACUGAAUCACUGAGAACUCUGGUGAGUCAGAAAUGAGAAAUGGUAUCUGUUUAUAGGUGCAAGGCUUUUGUUUCCAGGAUGAACAGAUUCCUAUAUAUAUGGGUUUGACACCUUAUGCUAUAAGAGAAUCAGUGCAAUCCUUCUGUAUGAUUUCUCAGAAGUAAGCCACUGAUUUCAAUGGAAAUUAUUCCCCAGUAAAUGUGCAUAGGAUUGCAGCUGACAUUUUCAAAUGUGUUCAACAAACCAUUGUUCAUCCAUUAUAAUUGCAACCACACGCUUCUUGUGGACAUCAAGGCUUGAAAACUCCACUUUUCAAAACAGUUUUUAUAGCUAUAAAACUUAGGGUACAAGCUGGAAAGCUGACUUAUAACUGUUUACCAGUGAUUCCAGUAGGAGCAUUAAGCAAGUGUUUAAAUUUCUUCCACUGAAAUCAGUAAUGCCCCUUUGGUUCUUUUCAGGAUUGUGGCCCAGUUUGCAUGCAAUGACAAACACAAUGCCCAAAGACACAGAGCGUGUGUGCGGGUACUCAAAGCAAAAACUGUGGCUGCUUCACUCCUCCACCAGUCCUGCUUCUGCCACACCACUUGAAGCAAAGCCACAGUGUGGCUUAGUGCUACAUUUAGAGACAAUGCUUUUUUCUUAAAAAAUGUUUAGGGGUACUCUCAUUUUCUUAGAUUUCUAAUAUUGAAAUACUGCCCCUCAAUGAGGCCAAACUUAGAUUCACAAAAUGUUUAGGGGUAUGCGUACCUGUGUACCCCCAGAAAAAACAACUGCAUUUAAACAUCUCAGUACAUUUCCGAGCACAAUUCAAAGUGUUGGUGCUGACCUAAACUGCCUCAGCCCAGUAUACCUGAAGGAGCAUCUCCAUCCCCAUCGUUCAGCCCGGACACCGAGGUCCAGCUCUGAGGGUCUUCUGGCGGUUCCCUCACUGCAAGAAGUGAAGCUACAGGGAACCAAGUAGAGGGCCUUCUCGGUAGUGGAAAGCCCUGCCAUCAGAUGUCAAGGAAAUAAACAACUAUCUGACUUUUAGAAGACAUCUGAAGGCAGCCCUGUUUAGGAAAGUUUUUAAUGUUUGAUGUUUUAUCACUUUACUAAUAUUAUUAUUAUUAUUAUUAAUUACAUGUCUUGCUCACAAUGAACCAUGAGCUGAACCAAUUUGUGAUCAGUUUACUGCUUGUGGUUUGUUUGGGGAAAACCAACAAGGCUGGGUUCACACAAAAUGCUAAGCCAAACCAUGGCUUACCUUUGGGUAGCAUAGCAAUAGUAGGACCAGGAGAAUACCUGUCUGGAUACCUGCCCGCUUACUUGUUCUCCCUAAGCUACGAUUUGGCUUAGUGUUGCAUGCAAACAAGGCCUGUGUCAAAAUGGUUGCAUUCUGCAGAGCCUCUAUAACAUGGAUUCAAGUAUUUGUACACAUGCUCCUCAUUGCCAACAGCUCCUCUCAAUGUUCCAGACACCACUUGUUAACCUCUCUCAAGUUUCCAAAAUUAUGGCCAAAGUUUCCAAAAUUACUGGCCAACUAGUGUGUGGAGCUAUUGUCAAGAAAGAAAGAUGACACGGUUCAGGUGUCCCACUCCACAUGCCAAGGUUACAAACUUCAGCAUUCUCACGUAUGAAAACCUACACCGGACCUCCCCAGCUUAUAACCACCAAAUGCAGCCCUCCACUGUCUUAUCAUAUGAGGCCACACUACAUGGCUGCUGAGUUUACCUUGGUAGAGCACAAGUUGGGCAGGCCAAAAAUAUGUAUUAGCAUUUUUAUUACAUAUAUAUAUAUAUAUAUAUAUAUAUAUAUAUAUAUAUAUUACAACAGGAUUUUGUUGUCCUUGCAGAAGAGAGGUUUGGAGAACUCCCUCUAUGAUGCCAAGCACUGGCAUGACAUAGAGCUUCAGAAUUUAGGUUCUGUCAUCACCAAGCUGGAAGCAGAAGUAGGAGAAAUCCGAGCGGAGACUGAGCAGCAGCAGAGGGAUCGCGAAACUCUGCUGUCCAUUAAAACACAGCUGGAGAAAGAUAUCACUGCGUAUCACUGCCUUCUAGACAAAGAAGAGAGCAGGUAUUUCUUUGUAUGGUGAAUUGUGUCUUGCCUGCAUAAUCGCUUCUCUGCGCUCAGAGGAGAAUUAAUCAGAGUGGACACAAAAGGAUAAAUCAAGCAGGAUCUAGCAAAUAUUAGCAUUGCUACAUUAUAAUAUUACAUUGCCAACAACUUCAUUCUGUUGUGCAACUGAUGCCUCAGUUACAGAUUUGGAUAUACAGCUACUAGUUGACUGAACUCAUAUAUAUACUCCAUUCCUAAGUCAUAUGUGAACAAUUCCUCUUUAUGAGGUAUGGCCAGAUCAGAUUUUCCACUCACUCGCCACCUUCCCCAGAAACAGCAGGCACAAUCCAGUCAUUCCAGUACUGCCUCUCUUCAGAUUUAAAUUUUAGGCCUUUGAAGGAUGGGGUGGGUGGAACAGGCUCAAGUCUUGAUGGCAAAGUUCUCCCCAGCUGGCAGCAAUGAAGCUCAAACAGUACCAUUGCCUGUUGCUUGGCUCAGAAGGCCAGUCAAAACCAUAUUGUGGCUUAAAGUUUCCUAGAGCUGCACUAUUUCAUAUUGUGGACAACAGGCGACACACUUGCCAAAAAGAAGGGGCCUCUUUGAUUUUGGCUGCUCCUUGUGGUCUCUGCAGAGUGCUGCAAGUGGACCUGAAACAAAAGCUGCAGCUUAAAAUGCUCCUGUCCAGAGUUCCAACCAGCCAGUCAGCCAUGCACUUUUCCAGGAUAUAUGGUACUCCAUUUAAUCAAAGUAUCUCAGCUCACAUUAAUGCAUUAAAUGUUCAUUAAAAUAUCAAAAUAUAAAUAAAACCAACAUGCCAUUCCACUCUCCCCCACCCGAGUUUUCCACACCCCUGCCCCAAACAGUCAGCAUUCCAUGACCGUUAAAUAUGACUACAGUAGUCCUCACUGUGCUAUUUUGAGAAGUGGGUUCCUCCGGAUUUUUUCUUAAACUUUUUGGGCAUUUUUGCAAGCAUUGGGGUUCCCCAAAGCUUUCUUAAAAAAAAAAAAGUUUACUAUUUUACACUGAUUUACAUUAAGAUCAUAUGACACACAAUUUACAUCGGAAUCGAUCUUGACAACUUCCCAUCCUUACAUAUGUGAUGGCUUAAUUCUUUCCCUCUUGAAUAUAUAGACUGCAGACCCUUCAAGUGUCCCUAUUUUCCAGAUUUAGAGAAGCUUUCCCAGUUUCUGAUUUGACCCCAGAAUGUUCCGCUUUUCCUUAGGACAUCCCUAUUUUCAUUGGAGAAAUGUUGGCAGGUAUGGAGUUAUCCGCCCCCUGAGCCAUCUGAAGGCAACAGUUUUUUACAUGUUUUUUUUAACAAAGGAAGUUUUUUUUUUUAAUGUUUAAUGUUUCCUUAUGUUUGUAUAUAAGUUGGAAGAUGCCCAAAGUGGCUGGGGCAACUCAGUAAGAUAUGUGGGGCAUAAAAUAGUAAAAUUAUAAUUAUGGAAAGGGACGUCCCUAUUUUCAUCAGAGAAAUGUUUGAGGGUAUGAGACUGAACCCUUUUAGCUACAUAAGGGUGCACACUCAGAUGUUUGCUAUUAGUUUAUAGGAACACUGCAAGACUAAACAAGCAGCAGAGCUCAGUGAUAUAGGUCCUGCCCUGGUCCCAAUCUUCAGAAGAUCAUAGAUACAAAAUAGUGGAUGGAGAUAUAAUGCAGUCUGUUUGCAUGCAUUAUGCAUGAGUGCAGUUUUACCACCUCAUUGCAAGCCACGGUAAGUCAAAGAGCAAGAUUUGCAUAUACUGCAACCUUGGGAUGCUGCCACUAGUUAAGACUGACAAUGCUGCAUCAGAAAAACCUAUAACUCUUCUGAAGAACUGGCAUCGCUUCAGAUUUUCUAGCUUUAAAAAAUUAACAAUACAUGGAACCAAGUAUUCUCUUCUUUGCAGAAAGGAAGCAUCAGUCCCAGUUCAGCAAAGUAAAUGAGAUAUAUAUUAUUUAUCAAAACAAACAUCUAUUUGUGUUAAUUCUUAAGUCUCUUGAUUUACUAGCACAUUCCAUUUUUAAAAGCUAGCCCAUUCUAAUUCAACACAAAAUACAGGACUUAGAUUUUCAUCUUUAGUGGGAAUUCAUAACAUAUUGAUUCAUACUAGCUUAGUGUCUGUGGUGGAGCCCAAACUACCAACAAAAAGUGGUUGAAUACAGCACACUAAACGGCAUGAACAGCCAAAAUAGCAAUGUAUGAGGAUUUGGCUGCAGAGCAAAAACGACUUUUAGCAUAUAGUUCAGGAUACUGUUUCAAACACAAACCAAGAACAACAAAGUUUUCCCUGUUAAAAAUAAUAAUUAUGUCUUCCAUGGGAAACAUUACGCAGAACAGUUAGCUUUUGGUUUACCAUAAAUGGAAUUCUCAUCUGUAAUACGCCAGAAAAAGCUGCCCUUUUCACUGGAAAAUUUGAUUUCCAAACAAGUGUAUUUCUUUUCUGACAACUGACUCAUGAAGACCUGGUCUGAAUUUUUCCUAUCAGUCUUGGAAGUCUUGGCUGGAUUUAACAUCCACUCUCUUCAUUAGGAAGAACAUAUUUUCGCCCCCACAAAAAAACUCUGAAUCCACUACUUGGAUAAAAACACAAAGGACAACUUGGAUUAGAAUAGUCAUCCCAGACCUUGAAGCCCACAUAUUCACUGCAUAUGUGCAUCUAUUUAAUCAUGCAUGUGAUAACCUUUCUACUUGCAACCACAAAGCUGACUUAUACAAAGCGUGUGUGUGUUUGUGUGCGUCAUUUUGUUGCUCAUCUUGCCAAAACUGCAUCAAAUCAAUUUGUACUGUUAAGGGUCUGCUUAUCUUUGGAGAAAUAAUGAUUUUAUUGUUUAGUCGUUUAGUCGUGCCCGACUCUUCGUGACCCCAUGGACCAGAGCACGCCAGGCACUCCUGUCUUCCACUGCCUCCCGCAGUUUGGUCAAAUAAUGGUCAAAUAAUGAUAGUGUUGUUUUUGUUUAACUUUUCAGCUGA